GGCUGCAAUUGCCCAUAAUGACCGACGAGGGGCGCUCGUUUCCCCUCAUUGUUGCUGCUUGCUCUGGAUAGCGCUCGCUAGCGCUAGGAACGGCCCAGAGGAAAAUGGCGGACGGUGUAGAUCACAUCGAUAUCUACGCCGACGUAGAGGAGGAGUUCAAUCAGGAAGCCGAGUACCCCGUUCACGAGCAGAUCGACUUGUAUGAUGACGUCAUAUCCCCCUCCGCCAAUAAUGGUGAUGCUCCAGAGGACCGCGACUAUUUGGACUCGCUGCCAUCGCAGGGUGGCACAGAGGGGGGCAAGGCCGCCCCGCCUAAUGUAGUGUACACAUACUCGGGGAAGAGGAUCGCCCUGUAUAUUGGAAACCUCACUUGGUGGACGACUGAUGAGGACUUAACAGAAGCAAUACGCUCAAUCGGCAUCACGGAUGUGUUGGAAAUCAAGUUCUUUGAAAAUCGGGCUAAUGGCCAGUCCAAAGGCUUUGCUCUGGUGUGCGUGGGCUCCGAUGGAUCAUCCAGAAAACUAAUGGACCUUCUGUCCAAGAGGGAGCUCCACGGUCAGAAUCCUAUUGUCACACCAUGCAACAAACAGUCUCUCAGCCAGUUUGAGAUGCAGUCACGCAAAAGUAACCAGUCAGGCCAGAUGUCAGGCGAAGGUAAAGCUGGUCCCCCCGGCACCGGCCGUAGUGGUUUUCCAAUGGGCAGUCGAGGUAGAGGCAGGUUCCCUGGACCACCUGGCCCCGGAGGAGACCGCUUCCCAGGUUCUGUUGGCCCUGGAGGACCACCACCACACUUCCAUGGCUCAGGGAUGAGACCUGAUCUGAUUAGGCACCAAGAUGGCCACCUGGAUAUGAAUUUCAAUCCCGGGAGCUGGCGUGACAGAGGUGGCAUGCAGGGGCCCCCGCGUCCUCCUCCUGGUCCCCCUGGCCCUCCAGGACCACCUCCAGGCCAGGGCCUCCCGCUUCCCCUCGGUCCUCCAAAUCGAGGCGACAGGCCACCUCCCCCUGUUCUCUUCCCAGGUCAGUUUGGCCAGCCGCCCUUAGGACCUCUACCCCCGGGUCCCCCUCCUCCAGGCUACGGUCCACCACCUGGACCGCCCCCGCCCCAGCAAGGCCCACCACCGCCUGGACCCUUCCCUCCACGCCCACCGGGCCCGAUUGGGCCGCCCUUGGCUUUGGCGCCACCUCCUCACAUGGGAGGUCCUCCACCCGGUGGGCCGCCACCGGCGCCCCAUGUCAAUCCUGCGUUCUUCCCCCCGCCCGGGAGCAACAACAUGCCCCCCAAUGACAGGGGACCCCCAGGACCAAAUGACCCAUACGGACGCCCACCGCCGUAUGAGAGAGGAGACUACGGGCCCGGAGGACGGGACAUGGAUGCGUCACGGACCCCUCUGAGUGAGGCUGAGUUCGAGGAGAUCAUGAACAGAAACAGAGCCAUCUCCUCCAGUGCCAUAUCCAGAGCCGUGUCUGACGCCAGCGCAGCCGACUACGGCAGCGCCAUCGAGACGUUGGUGACGGCCAUCAGUCUGAUCAAGCAGUCCAAAGUAUCCGCCGAUGACCGCUGCAAAGUCCUGAUAAGUUCUCUUCAGGACUGUCUCCACGGCAUUGAGUCCAAAAGCUACGGCUCCGCCUCCAGGCGAGAGCGCUCCAGGGAACGCGAUCACAGUCGCUCCAGGGAAAAGAGCAGGCGCCACAAGUCUCGCAGUCGCGAUCGGCACGAAGACUACUACCGGGAACGUAGCCGGGAGAGGGACCGCCAUCGCGAGAGGGACCGUGACCGAGACCGUGAAAGAGAGCGGGAGAGGGAGUAUCGACACCGCUAAUGGAGUCAGGUUGGUGUAUUUGUAUGUUUUUUUCCUCAGUGUCCUUGUACAGAAAUACACAAUUUUACAAAUCAAUAUUGGACAUAAAAUCUGACUGGAUGAUGAAGAAAGAAGCUUUGACGUUGGUAAGUACCAGGUAAGUGUACUUUUAGACUUGUAUCAACUUUUUGCUUGUGUGAAUUGUCUCACAGGAAAACUUGUCAUACUUCCAUCGUGCAAAAAUACUGUAUCAUUUGAUGAGAGUUUGAACUGUGUUUCUGGUUUGCACCUUGUCCAUAUAUAUAUGAAAACAGAGCAAUAUUUCCUGGUCAUUGUUUUUGGUCUACGGGCAUUUCAAGCUGCUUUUAUUGCAAAAAUCAAUCCAUCAGUAUUGAGGUCAUGUUUACCUCAAAAUAUAGUAUUCAUUUUCAUUUGUCGCACAUUCUUCUGAUUGGUAUAUCAACAUGUUUUUAGCAGCAGGUAAUGCCAGUGACCAAAAAGUCAUUUCUGGAAGAAUAUUGAGGCUGUGCGCAGUAAUGCUUAAGUCUAUUCAAUUUGGUUGUAAUGUUGAACACAUGACACACGUGAUACCUCCUAAAAGUGCUUUUUAUACUACUAAAAUGUACUGUUACUCAAAAUGUCUUUGGGAUUUUUUCCUAAUUUGUGUUUUAGUAAUGUGAUUUUAUGUAUUACAUGUUGCAGUGAUCACACCCCCAAGUUGUAAGUCACUAGGGGUUAUUAGCAGCUAACACGUUUUGUAUUAUUUAUAGCAUAACAUUGUUUUUUGUUUGUAUUCUUCAGACCUCAAUUAUCUGUAAACCUGUUUUGGAGAGUAACAAUACUUCGAAUAAUUAUGCAGUCGACCAGUUGUCAUAUGGUUUUGUGUAUUGAUACCUUUUUUGAAAUAUUGUACCCGUCUACCAAUUGAAAUUGACUAAAGGUUGGAAAAAAUGUGGUGAUUUGAUACAUUCUGCUGUAUAAGCUGAACUGACAGUACAGUACAUCAAGGGUGUCCAAAGUGAGGCACGGGGGCCUUUUGCGGUUCGCGGCACCUUGCAAAACCAACUGAAAUAUUUUUGAAAAAUUAGCAGUAGCUUUACAUAAAUAAAGUCAAAAUAUUGAGAGAGGAAAAAAAGUAGGAAUGUACAGAGUCAGAAAUUUAACAAUAGCGUAAAAUAUGAGGGAAAAUUGCAUACAGUAAUUUUAGUUGAAACAUAGAUAUAUAUAUUUUUUAAAGUUCUGAUAAGAAAACAAAAUGAAUUAAUUUGCAACUUGUGUAUAUUUUUUAAUUAUUUAUUAUUUUUAUAUUAUAAUUUAUUUUAUUAUUAUGUCAUAAUAUGACAAAGAAAAUUUACAAGACAAUUUUACCAGAAAGUCAAAAUAUUAAAGUCACUUUUACAUAAGAAAAAUGUCAUUUUAGUACCAAAGAGAUUAAAUUAAAUUAUAUUUUUGGAAGUUGGAGUAUUGAUGAGAAACAAACCAAAAUUCAUAGAUUUUGGGGAAAGUGAUGUAUUAUGGGAAUGGAGUCAUAAUAUUAUUAUGAUGACCGCUUAAUGGUAUUAUUAUUAUUAUUAUCUAAGAAAAUGUAUUACAAUUAUUCCAGAAUGAAGUUUCAAUAUUUGGAAAAUUUAAAUGUAACUUUUUUUUAAAUCAUAUAGUACAUAUGACUUCUAAUAUAAUAUAUAUAAAAUAUCAUAGUGGCCCUUGCGCCCUUUCAUUAUGCAGUAUAGGAAAAAGUUUGGACACCCCUGCAGUACACCAUGAGUCAGUAUUUAAGACUGGGUUCCAAGACUUGGAGAUGCUUUGUCAUGAAUUCCCUUGGUUAGGUCUCGCUAACUUAUACUGCUAUCACUUUUAGCUCAUAUAAAUACUGUUAUGGAGCAUAUUUUGGCAUUUAUCGCUAAAACACAAAAGAGACGCCUCUCUUCUCAUGUCUAACAUUUACCCAUCUGUAUUUUCCAUGUUGCAUGUGUUACCAAUUCCCUCUGAGUGAAGCUACUUAAAUGUCAUACAAAUGUAAAGUAGUCAAUUGGAAAACAGUGUGCUACGAUGACUAUGACGGUGUUUGAGAAGCUAGCCAUCGGUGUUGUUUAAUCACGAUUUUACCUCCAAUUCCAACAUUCCCAUAUAACAUUAAGCAUAGAAGGCAUGACUUUGUGUCCACUGAGCACCUCUUUAAUGCAUAAUUUUUUUUUUUUAAUUAUGUAGCAUCUUCACAUUCUUACCUCUAGUUAAGGAAUAGGACUUUUUUUUUCUGUCAACAUAAUAUUAAGAACAAGAUCCUCAGUAGACACAAGCUCAUGUAUCUUGGGAGUGUACUUAGGUUCACUCAUUCUAUUUAAAUAUGAAAAAAAACGUGGUUUAAAAUGUUAAUAUACACAAAGGCCAACGAUGUCAACUUUGUGUGUGUGGGCGUGUGUGUGUGUGGCGUCAGAGUGUGAACAUGACAAACUUUUUUUGUGUUUAUGACCGAAUUUGGUGCUGUCCUUGUUUGUAGGGUUUCAAUAGCUUAAUUAUUAUUAUUAUUAUUAUAUGUCCACUUUGAUUGUGUCACCCUGUGUGGUCCCUGUGAAGCAAUCCCCGCCCGAGUAUGUGCUAAAUAAGUAAACGCCACCUCAUGGGUGUUUACUGGAGUUCUCAAUAAUAAAAAAAAAAAAAAAAUAAUGCAGUGCAUUUGCUCUCGCUGAGAAACAAUUGGACGUUCGAAGAAGAAGCUGUUGCCUCACAGGGACUACGAUAAGAACUGUAAGGUCAACAAACCAGUUUGAUGAUAGUGUGGAUGGUGUCACAUCAUUAUUGAGGGUCGGGGGGUUCAAACCUUGGUCGUAAUGUGUUGAACUUGUUUGCUGUUGCACUAAAGGAAGCCCACGUGUAAAUGAUGUCAAUAUAAGCUAUCUAAAGUUGCAUGUAUUAACUAUGUAUUACAAAUCACAUUGGCCUUUUGAUCUGAAAGGGACUUUAGAGGAUUCUGUUUAUUUCUGGUGAAUGUCAUUUGGGUCGUGAUAGAAGCAUAUUUUAGCAAUAUCUUUGAAGUUUGGUUGUGCAGUUGCGUUAACUUGCUUACUUGACACUUUUAAAAAUAUAAUUUGUAACAAAUAAUGAUGCUUUGGUGGUAAUCAUGGCUGUGUGACUGGCAAAGUAUGAGCUGUUGAGCCUUAAUAUGGUUAGUUAUUAGCGGGUGUAUUAUAAUUAGGUCAUGUGAAUAAAGCACACCAUAUUCAACUUCAUGUGUGCUUCAUUCAGAAAAAUGCAUAUUGCAAUGAUUGAAGCAUAGAUUUAAUUUUCCACAAUGUAAAAAAAAAAAAACUGGGGGGGGGGGACACAUUGCAUAGUGUGUAAUAUUUUAAUUGUCAUGAAAAUCUUACAAAUGUUUCAUAUCAUUUGAUGCUGUAUAUAUUGAAGGAGUAGCUUACCUGUUGAAUACUGUGUAUGACGGAUGUCUGUGUACAAGUGUACUUUUUACUUCAUACAAAUAGACAAACAAAAUGUCCACAAAUGCAACACAAACUUUACAAACACAUAUGAUGUUUAGUGGAAUUUUGUGUAACACCAUCAGAAAAAAAUGUGCAUUACAUGCAAAACUAUUGAGUACACAAAAAAAACAACAAAUUUUUAGAUUUAAAAGUCCUCACAUUUUGUGCUGGUGGAUUAAAACCAGAUUGUAGGAAGAGCAUCAAAAGGCCAAAAAAAAUGGGAGCAAGAGACAAAAAAAAUAGUUUGCAUUUUAUUCAAAGCAAGUUGUUCAUCAGCUGAUCAAAAGUUACAAAAAAAGUCACCUUAAAUCACCUUAAAAAGUCCAAAUCUGCCUUUUCAUGUCAUUUUCUGCUAAGCAACCACCCUGCCAUGGUCUCCUAAUUCCUCUUGUAACCUGAGGUAAGAACGCAGUAAGGCAAGGAUUUAACCUUUUAUCCACAAGGGUUAUGGGACACAAAAUGCGGAUAGUGGACCGUGUUGUCAUCCCUCGCCAUUUUGCGGUUCAAACAUCACUCGUCGCUCUCUCGGGAUUUAAAAAAUGGAUGCAUAAUUGCUGUUUCUAGGUUGACUACGACCUAUUAACUAAAAAAUGUUAGACAAGUAUAGUAUUCUACAAUGAGACUUUCUGUGUGGAACUUUGCCUUUCUUCCCCACUCUGUUCCAAAACCUUUUAAAUUUAGAAGAAACAAAUUGGAGGCUAGCGAGUCGUCCAUCUUUUGUCCCUGCAGAAAUCCCUGUAGCAUGCACGCAAAGGUUGAACAAUGCGAUGUAAACAAAGUCCAUUGUUUUACAGAUGUACCUGAUGUACUGACCAUCUUUUAUUAUCACAUACUACAGUAUUAAUUGGCCCUGUACCCUAGAAACCCUAGAGUUUAACCAUGUCCAGUAUCAACCCCCGUAGGUGUCCGCUCAGAGCGCUCUGCUCUGGUAUCGUGCCCGUGAAACAACCAAUCAGAGAACAGCGCAUGUGCGUGAACACACAGCGUUUUGUUUUGCUGCCGUCCGUGCUAUAACCUAUAAAUACCAUGCAAUUGACCUGCAUUACGUUGGAGAUACUACAACAAAGGCGGCACAGCGGUCUAGUGGUUAGCGCGCAGACCUCACGGCUAGGAGACCAGGGUUCAAUUCCACCCUCGGCCAUCUCUGGAGUUUGCAUGUUCUCCCCGUGAGUGGGUUUUCUCCGGGUACUCCGGUUUCCUCCCACAUUCCAAAAACAUGCUAGGUUAAUUGGUGACUCCAAAUUGUCCAUAGGUAUGAAUGUGAGUGUGAAUGGUUGUUUGUCUAUAUGUGCCCUGUGAUUGGCUGGCGACCAGUCCAGGGUGUACCCCGCCUCUCGCCCGAAGACAGCUGGGAUAGGCUCCAGCACCCCCCCGCGACCCUUGUGAGGAAAAAGCGGUAGAAAAUGAAUGAAUGAAUACUACAACAAACUUUCUUAUCACUUACAAUGUCUACUUAUAUGAGCUACUAGGAGUGUAAAGGUGACUAUAGGGGUGUUACUUCUUGUCUACAGGGCUCUAAUGGUAAAAUAAUAAUAUUUAGAAGACAGUAAAACAGAGUUUCUAUGCUCAAGCUAUGAAAAGGACGUCAUGCAUCGGGGUAGACACACACUUCAUGUAUACGAAGACUCCGAAAGGAGGUGUCCGAAAACAAAGACUGAACACCUUUGCGUCCAAACCGAGUGGCGCUGCUGCCAUCGGGCGAUCAUGGCAGCGUGACAGAAAAUGACACCAAAGACUGCUUUAGUGCAGCUAAAUGAACAACCUGUCUAUGAGUUGAAAUGCACUUUUCCCAUACGUUGACGUUUUGAUGCUCUUGUAGUGUAUGGUUCCAGUACAUUAGUACACAAUGUGAAUACUCAGCCAGGAAAUCUGUUGUUGCGUCCAUUGCUGGGACUGGGCGGAGCAUAAACUCAUUGUACUAUUUGUAAGUAGUCCAUGUAAAGUCAUUGUGAGGUGCGCCCCGCGCCGGUGUGGUCUUUGUGUGUGCGCAUCACACUGUCAGUUGUGUAGUGGUCGUAUAGCCGUGUGGUGAGGGGGGAGAGAGAGAGAAUGUUGACUGUUGCGCUGCCUCGAGACCAAACUCCAUCCUCCGUUUUGACACCUUUCAGCUCACCAACCUCUAUACACCAUUGGAUGGAAGGACAAAAGGAGGAGGGACAUCUGCGCCCCCCCACACGCAACCCCCCCUACCACCACCACCACCAACAACAACAACACAACCCGCAUGACUGGACACAAACCACACGGACAGCAACUCUUCUUCCAUCAUCCCUCCAUCUCUCCUUCCCCUUCUCUCUUGUCUGUUCAUCUAGUGUGCAGAGUGGAUGGAGGAGCCCCACCCCUUCCCUCUCUCCCUCCACCAUAUGUAAGGCUGCUCAUGGUAACUAAAGAUGAAUCCAAAAUCUUUCCAUUCUUAUUUUUAUGCUGUUUUAUUUCAUGUGAUGUGUGAUUAUUUUCUCUCUCUCUCUCUCUCGCUUGUCUGGCAACAACAAUAAAACUGGCCCACCAUUCCUUGUGAUAGAAGACACAAACAUUACAUUCUUUUCUCUCUUUUUUUUUUUUUUUUUUGCUUCUGUACUGUGUACACUCAGUUUAGAGAGCAGUUUUUAUAUAGGGUACAUGUUUGCUGUUUUCUCAACCACUCCCCCCUUCCCCUCCCCAGCCCCUCAACUCAUUCAUUCUCAUGCUUAGUAUGUUUCUAAAUGUGUCUGCUUUUGAUUAAAAUAGAUGGUGUUGUAAUAAAACAUGUUUACUGAGGUACAUUUUUUGCAACUGCCUCAUUUAUAUGAAAGCGUUUUUUUUUUUUUUUACUUGAUGCUUUAUGCGGAUGCCUUUAUUUACGCCAGGUAAGACAAAAAGUAUCGAAUGUACUAUUGUGAAAUAACAAAUUUGUAUUUGCUUCUUAUUUG
Messenger RNA from Doryrhamphus excisus (bluestripe pipefish), 8181 nucleotides. RefSeq names its product cleavage and polyadenylation specific factor 6 (gene cpsf6). The record is from RefSeq and is a predicted model, not a curated record. Gene Ontology annotation, molecular function: RNA binding. NCBI's taxonomy places the organism in Eukaryota, Metazoa, Chordata, Actinopteri, Syngnathiformes, Syngnathidae.